CUAGAUAAACUUAAAACGACGUUGUUUUGUAGUGCAAAUAUUUGAAAAAAAAAAAACCAAAGGGAACAAAGAUUGAAAGGGGAGUACUGGUGAAAAAGGGGGCCAAAUUCAAGGGUUUUUGAGCCUUUAAACUGAAAUCCUUGUUCUUCCCCUUUACGCUUUUUUUUUUAUUUACUUUGGUGAGAGAGCAGUUACAUAACUAGUUGGGGAUCUCUUUUAUUUGAAGAAACAAAAAAUGGAGGGCAUAACAGAGGGAGUAAACAACUUGAACAUCAUGGAUUCAUCACCUUCAAACAACAACAACAAGAAGAACCGUAUUCAAGUCUCCAAUACUAAAAAACCCCUCUUUUUCUACGUUAAUCUUGCUAAGAGAUAUAUGCAGCAAUACAAUGAAGUGGAACUCUCUGCUCUUGGAAUGGCUAUUGCUACGGUAGUUACCAUUGCCGAGAUAUUGAAGAACAACGGACUGGCUGUUGAGAAAAAAAUUAUGACUUCUACCAUUGAUAUGCGAGAGGAAUCGGGGGGACGACCUGUUCAAAAAGCAAAAAUUGAAAUACUUCUGGCAAAAUCGGAGAAAUUCGAUGAGUUGAUGGCAGCUGCUGCGGCCGAGGAUGCUUUGGAAAACGAGGAGCAAAGCUAAGAUUGUUACUUUAAUCCUUUUUAACAGUUGUUUUUUCCUUGGUUUUGACUGUAAUGGGACCAGGUAUGGAUGAUAAUUUUAAAUUUUUUUUAGGAACUUUUUUGUAAAAAUACUGCUGGGGGCUCCUCUUUGUUAUUCAAAAUUAAUAUUUGUUGCUAA
This is a messenger RNA of Gossypium arboreum, 799 nucleotides long. RefSeq lists its product as uncharacterized. Gene Ontology annotation, cellular component: nucleus. Gene Ontology annotation, molecular function: RNA binding. The record is from RefSeq and is a predicted model, not a curated record. Lineage: Eukaryota; Viridiplantae; Streptophyta; Magnoliopsida; Malvales; Malvaceae. The transcript has 5 exons. Bases 236 to 640 code for a protein of 134 amino acids.